AUGAGCACUACCAAGCAAAUGUCGCUGUUCUUGAUGACCCUUUUCUUUUCUCUUCAAUACUCCUCGGUCUUUUCCUUUGAAUACGAAAUUGGUGGUAAAGAAGGCUGGGUUGUCCCUCCUGCCAAUGAUACCAGAAUCUACAAUGACUGGGCCUCCGAGAACCGCUUCCAAGUUGGUGAUACAGUUCGUUUCAAGUAUAGGAAGGAUUCUGUCAUGGAGGUCAGUGUAGAGGAUUACAAGAAGUGCAACUCUAGUCACCCCAACUUCUUUUCCAACACUGGUAACACUGUUUACCAUCUUAACCAUACAGGGCCUUACUACUUCAUAAGUGGGGUUUCCGGACACUGUGAGAAGGGACAAAGGAUGAUCAUUAAGGUUAUUUCAACUGAUCAAGAGACUAAUUCUGGUGGCAAAAAAUCUGCUGCUUCUCCUUCUGCAGUGCUGUCUUUUGGUUUCUGCAAAGUGCUCUUGCUUCAACUUGUAAUGUCAUAUGUUGCUUCAGGUGUCUUCUACUAUGAAUCAGCUUCUUUGUCUGUUUAA
Messenger RNA from Dovyalis caffra, 540 nucleotides. NCBI's taxonomy places the organism in Eukaryota, Viridiplantae, Streptophyta, Magnoliopsida, Malpighiales, Salicaceae. The record is from the annotation of a GenBank genome assembly.